Mixia osmundae IAM 14324 is the source of this 4178-nucleotide messenger RNA. RefSeq lists its product as uncharacterized. NCBI's taxonomy places the organism in Eukaryota, Fungi, Basidiomycota, Mixiomycetes, Mixiales, Mixiaceae. Gene Ontology annotation, biological process: 'de novo' IMP biosynthetic process. The transcript has 2 exons. The record is from RefSeq and is a predicted model, not a curated record. Gene Ontology annotation, molecular function: phosphoribosylformylglycinamidine synthase activity. Bases 93 to 4172 code for a protein of 1359 amino acids.
GGUCCUGCUAAUUCGCGACGUCGACCAUUUUUUGCCUGGUGACUCGCCAGCGUUUGACGCUUUGGGGCAGCUCAUAGGCGCACCAGAGCGCCAUGUCAAUCCUCAGCUUGGGGGCCUCCCCCUUUACGCCUGCAAAAAGAUCUCAGCUCUUGACGUCUUUGCAAGCUCUGGCGCCACAGAUCAAGAGCAUAGAUGCUGUCUAUCUGCAUUUAACAUCUUUGCAGCCUUCGAAGAGCUUAGACGAGACGCGACGAGAGGCAGAGCUCGCUAUACUGACGACUCUGCUGACGUAUGGCGACGACCAUACUCUCCCGGGCACCCGUCAGCGACUGCAGUCCAGUAUACGGUCGUCCAACGACUCUGAGGCGAGCUCUGAGAGUAUCUGUGCAUUUGUGACGCCGAGGAGUGGAACUCUGUCGCCCUGGUCCAGCAAAGCGACCGAUAUUGCUCGAAUAUGCCAGCUCGAGUCCGUUGCGCGCAUUGAACGCGGCCUGCUCUACCUCAUUACGCUGGACGAGCAUAUACCUACAGAAAGCCUGCUCUAUCUGAUCGCGCCCAAGUUACACGACCGAAUGACUCAGACAUGUAUGAGCAGUCUGCCCGACCUGGAUAGAUUAUUUGCAACGAGCGCGCCCGGCCCUCUGCGUACUGUCGGCUUGAUCGGACAAGAGGAUCCGACAGCCAGUCUAGCACGAGCUAACGCUCGAUUGGGACUUGCGCUGGCAGCAGACGAGAUCAAGUACCUCGCGAAAGCCUUCACAGAGGAUUUGAAGCGCGACCCGACAGAUGUAGAGCUUUUCAUGUUUGCGCAAGUCAACUCUGAGCACUGCCGUCACAAGAUUUUCAAUGCCGACUGGACAAUCGAUGGGGAGCAGCAAGAUCUCAGCCUGUUCGCAAUGAUCCGCAAUACCCACAAGCUUACGCCCCAGCAUACCAUCUCUGCCUAUUCGGACAAUGCUGCCGUGCUGGAGGGCUACGCUGCCCAUCGUUUCUCUGCUGGCCAGAGCACUGAGAGCGGUCUACCAGCAUAUGCGAGCAGAGAAGAAGACUUUCCAAUCCUGAUCAAAGUCGAAACGCAUAAUCAUCCCACGGCAGUCUCCCCUUAUCCAGGUGCAGCAACGGGCUCAGGCGGAGAGAUUCGCGACGAAGGUGCCGUAGGCCGUGGCUCGAAGCCUAAAGCAGGCCUGGCAGGCUUCACUGUUUCUAAUCUGCUCAUCCCUGACUUCUUGCAACCUUGGGAAAAGGACUUUGGCAAACCAUCCCAUAUCGCGUCAGCGCUGGACAUCAUGAUCGAUGGUCCCCUCGGCUCCUGUGCAUUCAACAACGAAUUUGGUCGCCCCGGGCUUACGGGCUAUUUCCGCACAUACGCGGAAGAGAUCCCAAUCGAAGGCAAGGCGACGGAAGUGCGAGGCUAUCACAAGCCUAUCAUGAUCGCAGGUGGCUUGGGCAACGUUAGACCCGAAUACGCCCUCAAGCAGUCCAUCUCGCCGGGCGCUCAUGUCAUCGUGCUCGGGGGACCCGGCAUGCUGAUUGGUCUCGGAGGCGGCGCAGCCAGUUCGAUGGCUUCAGGCUCUAGCUCAGCUGAUCUGGACUUUGCAUCUGUCCAGCGGGAGAAUCCCGAGAUGCAAAGGCGGUGUCAGCAAGUGCUCGAUGCCUGCACUGCUCGCGACCGCAACCCAAUACAGUCUGUGCAUGACGUAGGCGCGGGCGGUCUCUCAAAUGCCCUGCCCGAGCUGGUACACGAUGCGAACUUAGGGGCGGUGUUCGAGCUACGCGAGGUUCUGGUCGAUGACCCGGGCAUGUCACCCAUGGAGAUCUGGUGCAACGAGUCACAAGAGCGCUACGUCCUGGCAGUAGGCCCAGACGAUUUAGCCACAUUCGAAAAAACUGCUCGGCGCGAGAGAUGUCCAUACGCGGUCGUCGGCGUAGCGACCAGCGAGCAAAAGCUUGUGGUCACUGACCGAUUGCUUGGUUCGCGACCUAUCGAUUUGCCUAUGUCCACGCUCUUUGGGAAGGCACCGAAACUCUCCCGAAAGGCACAGCGUACAAGUCCGACUCGCCAUGCCUUCGACACGAGCCUGCUGCUCUAUUUGCCUACUGCGACGACCUUUGAGUCAGUCCUUAGCGAAGCUAUCGAUCGCGUGAUCCGCCUGCCCAGCGUCGGAUCAAAGGCUUUCUUGAUCACUAUUGGCGAUCGGUCCAUCACUGGUCUCGUUGCGCGAGAUCAAAUGGUUGGACCUUGGCAAGUACCUGUAGCAGACGUUGCCGUAACUAGAACCUCGUACGGUUUCGACGUUCUCACUGGCGAAGCGAUGGCAAUGGGCGAGCGAACGCCACUCGCACUCUUAUCCGCGAAAGCAUCUGCGCGCAUGGCUGUUGGCGAAGCGCUCACGAACCUUGCCGCAGCUAGCGUGACUGACCUCGCUCGGGUCAAGCUGAGCGCCAACUGGAUGUGCGCGGCCUCCCACGGAGACGAAGGCGCGCUGCUAUAUGAAGCAGUUCAAGCGAUUGGGCUCGACUUGUGCCCCUCUCUCGGACUGAGCAUACCCGUCGGCAAAGACUCGAUGUCGAUGAAGAUGUCGUGGCAAGCUGGCGAGGAUACACAGUCAGUCACAGCACCCAUGUCGGUCAUCAUCACAGCCUUUGCACCAGUCGAUCAGACUGCGCGCACAUGGACACCUCAGCUGAAGACAGACCUUAAUGAGCCAACUGUUUUAGUGCUGGUUGAUUUGGCUGCUGGCAGAUUGCGCAUGGGAGGUUCGGCCCUCACGCAGGUGUUCAACCAGCUCGGCGACGAUGCGCCGGAUGUUGAAGAUGCAAAGGCCUUGAAAGGCUUCAUGUCAGCCUGUCAGACUUUGCGUCAUGAUCAAGCGCAACCUGUGCUUGCGUAUCACGAUCGAUCCGAUGGUGGCUUGUUCGUCACGGUAGUCGAGAUGGCGUUUGCAGGCAGCAUUGGCAUCGAGCUCAUGCUCCAGUCGCUUGGUCGCUCUGACGAUCCUAUCGCAAGCUUAUUCGCAGAAGAACUUGGCGCUGUCUUCCAAGUCCGAGCAGCGCAUCUCGAAUCGUUCUGCAGCGCGUUCACGUCAGCCGGCCUUAGCAGCACGGCAAUUCGCGUCAUUGGUCGAGUCGCGAAUGAACGCUCUGAUCAAAUUAUUUCCAUCGUCAAUAACGGCUCAUCCGUCUGGUCGGCAUCGCGAGCAGAUCUUCAACGCAAAUGGGCAGAGACAUCUUAUCGUAUACAGGCUUUACGAGAUAAUCCAGAGACCGCUAAGCAAGAAUACGACAGCUUGCUGCAAGACUCGCCAGGCUUGACUUACCAGGUGCCGUUCGAGCCAACCUUACCGAUCGUCGCAUCUCUGAAUGACAGACCUCGCGUUGCGAUACUGAGGGAGCAAGGUGUCAAUGGACAUCUAGAAAUGGCAUGGUCGUUCCAUCAGGCUGGCUUCAAUGCGAUCGAUGUCCACAUGUCAGACAUACUUGGCGGACGAGCGCAGCUUUCCGACUUCGUUGGUCUAGCAGCAUGCGGGGGCUUCUCGUAUGGCGACGUGCUCGGUGCGGGCAGUGGCUGGGCCAAGUCUAUCUUGCUACAUGCCAAUGCCCGCCAACAGUUCUUCGAGUUCUUCAAUGAGCGCUCGGACACGUUCGCUCUAGCCGUGUGCAACGGCUGUCAGCUGUUUGGAGAGCUCAAGUCGAUCUUGCCUGGCGCAGAGCAUUGGCCGGGUUUCAAGCCUAACACCAGCGAACGCUUUGAGGGGCGAACCUGUCUUGUAGAGAUCUGCGCACCUCCUUCAAGCGGCACAGACUGCUUAUUCCUGCAGGGCAUGCAAGGGACCCGUAUACCUGUUGCUGUCGCUCAUGGCGAGGGUCGCACACACUGGGAGGAUGUGGACUCAGAAGCAGCGUUCAAUGCGAGUGAACUGGGCAGAGUGCGGUACAUUGAUCCUGCGACGAAACAGGCCACCGAACGCUAUCCUCUCAAUCCGAACGGCAGUGCGCAAGGCCUGACUGGCGUCACGACACCCAAUGGCCGCAUUCUGGCACUGAUGCCUCAUCCAGAGCGGGUGGUAGCGCUCGAAGCGAACUCGUGGUAUCCGCCAGAGAUGCUCGAGAAGUGGCAAGGCAAGGGACCCUGGUUUCGACUGUUCGAGAAUGCUCGUCGAUGGGUUGGCUGAGCGGAC